Messenger RNA from Habropoda laboriosa, 647 nucleotides. It is a transcript of the gene CytC, whose product is annotated as cytochrome c. The record is from RefSeq and is a predicted model, not a curated record. Gene Ontology annotation, molecular function: electron transfer activity; heme binding. NCBI's taxonomy places the organism in Eukaryota, Metazoa, Arthropoda, Insecta, Hymenoptera, Apidae. Gene Ontology annotation, cellular component: mitochondrial intermembrane space. The annotation marks the transcript as partial. The transcript is spliced from 3 exons. Gene Ontology annotation, biological process: mitochondrial electron transport, cytochrome c to oxygen; mitochondrial electron transport, ubiquinol to cytochrome c.
GCUGGUGAUCCAGAGAAAGGAAAGAAGAUCUUUGUACAAAAGUGUGCACAGUGUCAUACAAUUGAAGCUGGUGGUAAACACAAAGUGGGACCCAAUCUACAUGGAAUAAUUGGUAGGAAAACUGGCCAGGCUGCUGGAUAUAGUUACACAGAUGCUAACAUAUCAAAAGGCAUCACUUGGAAUAAAGAUACCUUGUUUGAAUAUCUUGAAAAUCCAAAGAAGUACAUUCCUGGUACAAAAAUGGUGUUUGCUGGUUUGAAAAAACCACAAGAACGAGGUGAUCUAAUUGCGUACAUUGAACAGGCAUCAAAGUAAGCUUAAUACCUGUUCAAGAUGAUAAAACACGCUAGACGUGUUCAGCGGGUAUAGAGGAAACUAGUACUAUUAUCACUUCAGACCUCAUGUACAUCCCGCUACAUCUCACUCAACUCAUUCAUUGAUUCUCCCCCACUCAAGCGUUUUCAAAGUCUGAAUAGUGAUAAAUUGUUAAUUAUAAAUAGGUGUAUCAUGUAUGUAACUAUGUACAUUGACAGGAGCCAGACUAGUAUUAACUAGAACUGGCUCUGCUUCUUCAUUAAAGAUAUUCUGGUGCUCUCUUACUGUGGCUGAGCCAUAUGUAGACUGUGCACUGUUAUUUAUUUGUGAUU